ACCGAGGAUGGGGGCCGGCUCACAACUUCAAAUAAGUUCACAUCGGACCCGAGGCGCGUUGCUCGCCGGUCUGUCUUUUCCCCCCCAUGCAUGUUCCGCGAUAUCUUGCCUUUGUCUAUUUUUAUUCUAAACUUCUCCUUCCAUCAAUCAUAAUCACUCGACUCACGAUAUCCCAUCCGUCUACUGAUGCAACACAUUGUGUAAAGUCGAGCAAGUUGCUCGACCUGAGCCUUGAAUUUUGAGCGCGUUUUGCUUCGGACAUAGAACUAGAUCCCUAGCUACAAACGAACGACUCGUUUGGAAGCGUAGGGACAUCGCCCUCAACGCGGAGGCGUGUCCGGGUCUCUCCCCGAAACCAAACCCACCCCCCGAGAGCGUCCCCCUCUCACCUUCACACACACCAUGGCCGCCACCGACUUGAACGAGAAGGCCACGGCGCCCACACCGGACCGUGUCCCAUCAGCACGCGGGUCGAGCAACGGGGAUUCGACAGAAAACAGCAACGGGAACCACAAGGAUGUCGCCGUAGACCUCACCAAAGCCGAUACCAAAGUCGUCACGCCUAAAGAUGAAGAAACCGACGCUGACCCCUUCGCCCACCUCCCCGAGCGGGAGGCCAAGAUCCUCAAGGACCAGGUUUAUACACCCGACGUCAAGGUGGGCAUGGCCACGCUCUACCGCUACUCAUCCCGCAACGACCUGAUCAUCCUCGUCGUGUCCGCCAUAUGCGCCAUCGCCUCCGGUGCCGCCCUGCCUCUGAUGACCAUCAUCUUCGGCAACCUCCAAGGGACCUUCCAGGCCUAUUUUACGCCGGGGGGUGGCAUGUCAUACGACGAGUUCACCGGCGAGCUGGCGAGGUUGGUGCUCUACUUUGUCUACCUGGCCAUCGGCGAGUUCGUCACCACGUACAUCGCCACCGUCGGCUUCAUCUACACGGGCGAGCACAUCAGCGCCAAGAUUCGCGAGCACUACCUGGAGAGCUGCAUGAGGCAGAACAUUGGUUUCUUCGACAAGCUCGGCGCUGGCGAGGUCACCACGCGGAUCACGGCCGACACCAACAUGAUCCAAGAGGGUAUCUCGGAAAAGGUCGGCCUCACGCUCUCGGCUGUCGCUACCUUCGUCGCCGCUUUCGUCAUCGGCUUCGUCAGCUUCUGGAAGUUGACGCUUAUCCUGCUGAGCACCGUGGUUGCGCUGAUGCUCUGCAUGGGCACGGGCUCGCGGUUCAUCGUCAGGUAUUCGAAGCAAAACAUCGCCGCUUACGCCCAGGGCGGUUCCAUUGCCGAGGAGGUCAUCAGCAGCGUUCGCAACUCCAUCGCCUUUGGCACCCAGGACCGCCUGGCCAAGCAGUACGACGGCCACCUCAUCCGCGCCGAGAUCUUCGGCUUCAAGCUCAAGAGCACGCUCGGCGUCAUGAUUGCCGGCAUGAUGACCAUCCUCUACCUCAACUACGGCCUGGCCUUCUGGAUGGGCUCGCGCUUCCUUGUGAACGGGGAGGUCCCCCUGAGUAAGGUCCUGAUUGUCAUGAUGAGCGUCAUGAUCGGUGCCUUCAACCUCGGCAACGUUGCGCCCAACCUCCAGGCCUUCACGACGGCACUCGGCGCCGCCGCCAAGAUCUACAGCACCAUCGACCGCCAGUCCCCGAUCGACCCGUCGAGCAGCGAGGGAACCAAGCUGGAAAGCGUAGCCGGCACUAUCCGUCUGGAGGGCGUCAAGCAUGUCUACCCUUCGCGCCCCGACGUCGUGGUCAUGGACGGUGUCUCGCUCACCGUCCCCGCCGGCAAGACGACAGCGCUUGUUGGCGCCUCGGGGAGCGGCAAGUCGACCAUCAUCGGGUUGGUGGAGAGGUUCUACUCGCCGCUCGAGGGAGCUGUGUAUCUCGAUGACGUCGACAUCUCGACCCUCAACCUCCGCUGGUUGCGUCAGCAGAUCGCGUUGGUCUCUCAGGAGCCCACACUCUUCGGUACUACUAUCUACGAAAACAUCCGCCAUGGUCUGAUCGGGACAAAGUGGGAGCACGAGGCUCCCGAAAAGCAGAAGGAACUGAUCGAGGACGCCGCCAGGAAGGCCAACGCCCACGAUUUCAUCAGCUCGCUCCCGGAGGGUUACGAGACAAACGUUGGUGAGCGCGGUUUCCUGCUCAGCGGUGGCCAGAAGCAGCGUAUCGCCAUUGCCCGUGCCGUGGUGUCGGACCCCAAGAUCCUGCUCCUGGACGAAGCUACUAGUGCUCUGGAUACCAAGUCGGAAGGUGUCGUGCAGGCUGCUCUCGAGGUUGCCGCAGAGGGCCGCACCACCAUCACCAUUGCUCACCGGCUGUCAACCAUCAAGGACGCCCACAACAUCGUCGUCAUGUCGCAGGGCCAGAUCGUCGAACAGGGCACGCACGACGAGCUCCUCGAGAAGCGCGGCGCAUACUACAACCUCGUCACGGCCCAGGCCAUCGCGGCGGUCAACGAGAUGACGGCCGAGGAGGAGGACGCCCUCGAGAAGGUGGAGUCGGAAGCUCUCAUCCGCAAGGCGUCGCGCAGGAGCGGGAGCGCCGGCGUGCCCGAAGACCCCGAGGACGACAUCCAAGCCAGGCUCAACCGUAGCCAGUCCCAGCAGAGCGCUAGCUCCAUGGCCCUGGCGGGACGGACCACCGGCGACGCUAAGAAGCAGUACAGCCUCGGGACGCUCAUCAAGGUGAUCGCCAGCUUCAACAGGGAGGAGUGGAAGCUCAUGUUGAUCGGCCUGUUCUUUUCCGCCAUCUGCGGCUGCGGUAACCCGACCCAGGCUGUGUUCUUCGCCAAGCUCAUCAGCGCUCUGUCGGUACCGGUCACGGAGGAGUCGAUCCCUUUCAUCCAGUCCGAGGCGUCCUUCUGGUCCCUCAUGUACCUGAUGCUCGCCAUCGUCAUGUUUAUCGCCUUCGUCUCUCAGGGUGUCGUCUUCGCCAAGUGCAGCGAGCGUCUGAUCCACAGGGUCCGUGACAGGUCGUUCCGGUCCAUGCUCCGCCAGGAUGUCGAGUACUUUGACCGGGACGAGAACUCGGCCGGCGCGCUCACCUCGUUCCUCAGCACCGAGACGACCCACGUUGCCGGCCUCAGCGGUGCGACGCUCGGGACUCUUAUCAUGGUGUUCACGACGCUGAUCGCCGCGUGUGCCGUUGCCCUCGCAAUCGGGUGGAAGCUGGCGCUCGUGUGCAUCGCCACCAUGCCCAUCGUCAUCGGCUGCGGCUUCUUCCGCUUCUGGAUGCUGGCGCACUACCAGCGCCGGGCGAAGCGCGCCUAUUCCGGCUCGGCGAGCUACGCGUCCGAGGCCAUCACGGCCAUGCGCACCGUGGCGGCGCUGACGCGCGAGGACGACGUCAUCAACCAGUACAAGGCCUCGCUCGCCAUCCAGCAGCGGUCCAGCCUCAUCUCGGUGCUCAAGUCCAGCAUCCUGUACGCGGCGUCGCAGUCCUUCAUGUUCCUCGCCUUCGCGCUCGGGUUCUGGUACGGCGGCACCCUGAUCGCCAACUACGAAUACUCCAUGUUCCAGUUCUUCAUCGUCUUCGCGUCCGUCAUCUUCGGCGCGCAGUCGGCCGGGUCCGUCUUCAGCUUCGCGCCCGACAUGGGCAAGGCGGUGGAGGCGACGCGCGAGCUCAAGACGCUCUUCGACCGCAAGCCCGUGGUGGACACGUGGGCGGCCGACGGCGAGAAGCUCGAGGCGACCGAGGGCAACAUCGAGUUCCGCGACGUGCACUUCCGCUACCCGACCCGGCCCGAGCAGCCCGUGCUGCGCGGCCUGAACCUGUCCAUCCAGCCCGGCCAGUACGUCGCGCUCGUCGGCGCGUCCGGGUGCGGGAAGUCCACGACCAUCGCGCUGCUCGAGCGCUUCUACGACCCGCUCGCCGGCGGCAUCUUCAUCGACGGCAAGGAGAUCAGCAGCCUCAACGUCAACGAGUACCGCAGCUUCAUCGCGCUGGUGUCGCAGGAGCCCACCCUCUACCAGGGCACGAUCCGCGAGAACAUCGUACUCGGCGCGCCGGGCGAGGUCUCGGACGAACAGAUCAAAUUCGCCUGCCAGGAGGCCAACAUCCACGACUUCAUCCUGUCGAUGCCCGACGGCUUCAACACCGUCGUCGGCUCCAAGGGCGCGCUGCUCAGCGGCGGGCAGAAGCAGCGCAUCGCCAUCGCCCGCGCCCUCGUCCGCGACCCCAAGAUCCUGCUCCUCGACGAGGCCACCAGCGCCCUCGACUCCGAGAGCGAGCACGUCGUGCAGGCGGCGCUCGACAAGGCUGCCAAGGGCCGCACUACUAUUGCCGUUGCCCAUCGCCUGAGCACCAUCCAGAAGGCCGAUAUUAUCUAUGUGUUCGACCAGGGGCGCGUCGUGGAGCAGGGCACCCACGGCGAGCUCAUGAAGCGGAAUGGCCGCUAUGCGGAGCUGGUUAACUUGCAGAGCUUGGAGAAGCAUAGCUGAUGAUGGGGUUGGGUUGGGUGUGAUGAAGCAUGCAUGUGAUGGAAGGGGGUGGGUAGAAUGGGGUAAUUAAUGCGAAAGAUAUCAUUUGUAUUUUUGGGCGUUUGGGUAGCAGGGCGGCAUAUGUCAUAACUUAAGAUAGACAGAGACGACAGGGCUGGGAGUUGGAACGGGGGUCAUGGAUGGGUGUAGGAUGUGUAUGACUAUUUACACUACAUCUCCGCAUCACACUGCACGUAACAUUAUAAUCAGCUUCUUUUAGCUUGACUGGGUACGAAUGUGG
This is a messenger RNA of Chaetomium fimeti, 4714 nucleotides long. Its product is annotated as P-loop containing nucleoside triphosphate hydrolase protein. The coding region runs from base 403 to 4434 and encodes 1343 amino acids. The record is from RefSeq and is a predicted model, not a curated record. NCBI's taxonomy places the organism in Eukaryota, Fungi, Ascomycota, Sordariomycetes, Sordariales, Chaetomiaceae. Gene Ontology annotation, biological process: transmembrane transport. The transcript is spliced from 2 exons. Gene Ontology annotation, cellular component: membrane. Gene Ontology annotation, molecular function: ABC-type transporter activity; ATP binding; ATP hydrolysis activity.